Purpureocillium takamizusanense is the source of this 2577-nucleotide messenger RNA. RefSeq lists its product as uncharacterized. NCBI's taxonomy places the organism in Eukaryota, Fungi, Ascomycota, Sordariomycetes, Hypocreales, Ophiocordycipitaceae. The transcript is spliced from 4 exons. The record is from RefSeq and is a predicted model, not a curated record. Bases 397 to 2328 code for a protein of 643 amino acids.
AGCUCCGAGCAGGGGCCUGACUGGGACCUCACCUCACCUCUCUCCCCUUCACCGACAACAAAGACAACUUCCAGCCCUGCCGCGCAGCGAAGCGAAAGCGAGCAGGAACAAACGAUACCACCGGAGCAGCGGCUGCAGUCCAUCGAAACUCGUUCCCAUACUUGCGAGAGGAAGACACACACACAUACCCAUACCGGGAUGUAAUCGCAGACGGAGCUCAAAACACCAUCGCGCCGCACCGCCACCACGAACCCCCUUACCGGGGUGCCGACCUGAGGAGGGUGCGCGAGAGGGACAAGAGAAGCCUACGUCUCGUGCCGUGCCCUUGGGGCGCUGCCGCUCCGGGCUUUGCUUCCACAGCGCCGCCCACCGCUCACGACGCGGAUACCCUCCGCGAUGCCGAGCUUCUUCCAGUUCACGCAAGGCUCCGAGUCGCGCUUCCGUCCCGCCGACGCCUCCUCCCCGCUUCUGGGCCGCUUCCGCGCCGUGCCGCCGCGCCCGGGCCUGGAGCGCCACCGCCGGCACAGCCAGCUCGGCCUGCUGGCGGACCGGGUGGGCGACGGCCGCGGCAGCGUGCACGUCGGCUACGGGGCGCUUCUGGCCGCCGAGCUCGAAGCCGAGGCGGACGACGACGACGACGACGACGACGGUAGCCAUCACCGCGGCGACGGCGACGGGGGAUUCGACGACGGCCGCUCCAUAGCGCAGCGCCUGUGGCAGGCCUACGUCGUCGACCUGUGGAUAGACCCGCGGCAGACGGCGGUCAAGAGGGUGGUCGAGCGGUGGUGGAGUCGGUAUGGACUGCUGGUGUUUCUGCCGGCGCUGCUGGCUGUCGCGUGGUGCUCCGUGCCGUUCCCGCAGUACCCCCUGCCCGACUACGACGACCCGGACAGCGCCGAGGACGGCCACAAGGCCCCCGGCCACGGCGAGGCCGAGGUCCAGGUCAACUUCUGGUUCUUCCUCUUCGUCUACUACGGCUUCUACAACGUGACGGCCUUGAUAUGGAUCACCAAGGUGUUUAACCUCUACAGCCUCAACUGGUGGCCGCAGUCGCUCGGUUUCCCGCUCACCGUGUCGCUCAUCGCGGUGCUCUCCAUUGCCGCGCCCAUCCCCGUCUUCUUCAUCCCCGAGACGCGCUUCCUCACCGUCCACAACACGGCCUGGAUCUCGUGGACCUUCAUCAUCAUGGCCAUGCCCGUCGCCAUCGCCUUCAUCAUCCUCACCACCAACGGGCGCCACAUCAGCCUCCGCCACUCCCUCUCCGAGACGCAGCGCAUCUUCACCUCGUCCUGGUGGACCGGCGAGCCCGACACCCUGCCGCGCGGCGCCGCACCUCCCCGCGCCGGCAGCGGCUACCCCCAGCCCGCCGACGCAGGCGACGCCUUUCUCGAGCCCGACGCCGCCGCCCUCUUGCACGUCGCCGCGCCGACGCCCCGACGCCGCCGCCGCCGCACGCAGGGGGUCGCGAUCCGUCGCCGCUGGCUGCCCGCGAGCUUCGUGCGCUUCCUCUGGUUCUGCGUCGCCCUCUUCGUCGGCCUCAUGGCCUACGUCAUCGGCGAGGCCUACGCCGAGAUCUACCUCCGCACCCUGCCGCACAACAACCUCGAGACCGUCGUCUACGUCUACGGCUGGGUUGUCACCGUGCAUCUGCUCGACGCCCUGACCGGGUGGGUGCUCGGCAUCCGCGAGGGCGAGCGCGUCGGAAGCUACCCCCUGAGUUGGGUGUUUAAGCUGUACUUCAUGCUCACCUACCAGACCUACGUGCGCGCCCUGUACGCGCGCCUCCGCACCCCGUCGCAGUUCAUCACCCUGCAGGUGCUCUCCUCGACGGGCCUCGUCGUCGUCACGCCCAUCAUGAUGACGCGCUUCUUCCACCGCGCCCUCACCGUGCUGGGCCUCAACACGCAGAGCUACGGCUCCUACCAGAAGCUCCAGACGCGCAAUGUCUUCAUCCGCUUCCUCGCCGAGAACGCCUCCAUGGCCACCUUCCUCGGCAGCAUCCUCGUCCUCCACUUUGGCGCCAACAAGCGCGUCUACCCGUACUUCUCGUUUGACCAGGACGGCAGCGGCGGCGGCGGCGACACGGCGGCGGCGCCCUACACCUUCUCCCUCACCCUCAAGUUCUCCCUCGUCACGUGGGCCUGCGAGCUCGUCGCCAGCCUCGCCGUGAGGGGUCUCAUCCGCGUCUUUUUCGACGUCGACGUCGGGCUCGAGGGCAGGCUCGACUUGGCCGUGUGGCCGGAGCUGCUGCCCACGUGCGUCACCGUCAUGCUGCACGUCUUGCAGAACAUGCUCUUCUCCAUCAUCCGCUUGCAGUUUCACCAGUAGAGGAGGAGACUCGAAAAGUCCGACCGACGUCGCGGCGGGGGCAUGGAAAUUGUUUGCGCAUGCCUGCCUACCAGGGGCGUGUGUGUUUACUGCAGGGCGUUUGCGAUGCCUCCCACGGCCAAGGGGUCGUCAGCUUCGGUCACUUUCUUCGCCAUUUUCUUGUUCUGCUUUUGACGAGACUCCGAUACCCCGAUAGUGUCAUUCCGUUAGUAUUUGCAGAAAGCGUGCAUCUGGCAGUUCACGCAUUAG